Messenger RNA from Parastagonospora nodorum SN15, 729 nucleotides. RefSeq lists its product as hypothetical. The transcript has 3 exons. The record is from RefSeq and is a predicted model, not a curated record. The coding region runs from base 1 to 729 and encodes 242 amino acids. NCBI's taxonomy places the organism in Eukaryota, Fungi, Ascomycota, Dothideomycetes, Pleosporales, Phaeosphaeriaceae.
AUGAAGCUCCUCCAGGUCGCCCUCGCUGGGCUCGUCGGGCUUGCAGGGUUUGCAGCAGCCGCAAAGGCUGAGGCUCGCGGUGAGGUCAUGACUUCGUGGGACAACGACGCCUCUGGCAAGUACAUCUGCACUGGCACCAACAUCGAGCACUGCAGUCCCGCUGGUACCGACUGCGCUGGGGUCGAGAGCUGUCCCGAUGGCUGCUUCGACACCGGCAAUGGUGCAGUGUGUAUUUACAGGGCUCAUGGUGAGGCACGCGCCGCCGACGAGGCCACCCUCCAAGAGAAGUACGACUUCAACAAUUACGGCACUACCGUAUACAAAUGCCGCGUCAAACUUAUCUUGGAGUGCUCUCUUCAGCGCGAAGACACCCCUCGAUGCGGUCCCAAAGUCGCUAGUUGCAAGCAUGGCUGCGAAGAGUUCGAUACAGGCGCUUCCUGCAGACAGAUUUCGCAGUCCGAAUCUCGCCGCGCUGAAUCUACACUUGAUGCAGCUGAGAAAGAGACCUACGAAUGCUCGAAUGAUCAUCGAGGAAGAAUGAGCUGCAACUAUGGUUUCUGCGCCGUCAAGCCGGGAGACUGGUGCUGGAAAGGUUACUCGUGUCGCGACGACUGUGCCUGCUGCAAGAAGGAUGGCGGAAAGACGGUUGUGGCGGAUGCCCCGAUUCCUCCUAAGGUACGUUCGUUCCACAAGCGUGAGCCUGCUGUUCUCGUUGGCGCACCUACCUAG